This is a messenger RNA of Acomys russatus (golden spiny mouse), 491 nucleotides long. RefSeq names its product RNA guanine-N7 methyltransferase activating subunit. The transcript has a single exon. The coding region runs from base 118 to 474 and encodes 118 amino acids. NCBI's taxonomy places the organism in Eukaryota, Metazoa, Chordata, Mammalia, Rodentia, Muridae. Gene Ontology annotation, molecular function: RNA binding. The record is from RefSeq and is a predicted model, not a curated record. Gene Ontology annotation, biological process: RNA 5'-cap (guanine-N7)-methylation.
AGGAUUUCGGAGCGUUUGGUUACCUAGGAGAGCCGUGUGGGCUGCUGCUGUGUAGACUCCUGAGGUCCCUCCUGUACGACCUGCGGAAGGAUCUUAAAAAUUGUACAGAAUUUCAAGAUGAGUGAUACUUCUGAAGUAAUUGCAAAUUUUGAAGAGAUGUUCGCAAAAAGAUUCACAGAAGAUGACAAAGAGUACCAGGAAUACUUGAAACACCCUCCCGAAUCCCCUCCGAUUGUCGAGGAAUGGAAUAGCAGAGCUGGUGGUAAUCAAAGAAACAGAGGCAGCUGGCUGCAAGAUAACAGACAGUUUAGAGGUAGGGAUAACAGACAAGGAUGGCCGAGUGACAAUCGAUCAAGUCAGUGGCAUGGACGGUCAUGGGGUAACAACUACCCCCAGCAGAGGCCGGAGCCUUACUAUCAACAACAGUACGGACAGUACAGUCACAACCAGCAGCCUCCGUAUGGUCACUACUGACGACAGCGUGCUAAACA